GUUCUGAAACAUUCAUAUUUAGUGUUGAAUUUGAAUCAGGAAAAAAAACCUAUAUUUUAAAUAUUCUCCGCAUAUUAAGGCCACGUCAUCUGAUUCCAAAGGGAGUCUGUAAUUUUCAAAGUAUUUCUAUUUAAACUAAAGUUCAGGAUCCUGGUAGUAAAUCGUGUUGUUUUCCCGCAUCGGUGCGUUUCUACGCGGUGCCGCCGCGGCGGGGUGGAGGGGGAAGCAGCCGGCGGAGCUGCGGGCGGACAUGCACGCUGACGGCGGAAGAGGCUGCAGGACUUCCUCUGGCCAGUGAUUCGUUCCCCGUGGAAGCCGUUUCGGGAGUCACCUGUCACCUGUGCAGACAUGUCGACCGCGUACAGAAACAGAAUCCAGGAAUUCAAAGCAGCUCUGAGUGAAAAACACAUCAACUUGGAGACGCUGAGGGAGCUGUGUUUCAACGGGAUCCCGUUUGAAGGAGGGAUCCGGGCGCUCUGCUGGAAGAUCCUGCUCAACUACCUUCCUCUGGAUCAGACGCUAUGGGAGUCGUUCCUCAAGAAGCAGAGAGAUCUGUACUCUCAGUUCCUGAAAGAGAUGAUCAUCCAGCCGGGCAUCGCCAAAGCUAACCUGGGUCUUUCCAGAGAAGAUGUGACCAUGGAGGAUCACCCUCUGAACCCAAAUCCAGACAGCAGGUGGAACACCUACUUCAAAGAUAAUGAGAUCCUUCUGCAGAUCGACAAAGAUGUCAGGCGUCUGUACCCGGACAUGGCGUUCUUCCAGCGCCCCACGGAGUACCCGAGCCAACUGAUCCUGGACCCCCAAAACGAUUACGAGACGCUGCGUCGGCGAGUGGAGCAGACCACCCUGAAGGCUCAGACGGUGAACCGUAACCGCAGCGGCGUCACCAAUGUCAGCUCUCCAGGGAAGGCUCUUAACUUGUACCCGUCAAACGAGUACGAGGUUCUGCCCAGCGGCAGUGAGGCCCACUGGGAGGUGGUGGAGCGCAUUCUCUUCAUCUACGCCAAACUCAACCCCGGCAUCGCCUACGUCCAGGGCAUGAAUGAGAUCGUCGGGCCAAUCUACUACACAUUCGUCACUGACCCGAACACGGAGUGGAAAGAGCACGCCGAAGCAGACACCUUCUUCUGUUUCACCAACCUGAUGUCAGAGAACAGAGACAACUUCAUCAAGAGCCUGGACGACUCCCAGUGCGGCAUCACCUACAAGAUGGAGAGCGUCUACUCCAUGCUCCGGGACAAAGACCCUCAGCUCUUCCUCAAGCUGGAGGAGCAGAACAUCAAGCCUCAGUACUUCACCUUCCGCUGGCUCACCCUGCUGCUCUCGCAGGAGUUCCUGCUGCCAGACGUCAUCCGCAUCUGGGACACGCUGUUCUCUGACAAGGACCGCUUCCAUUUCCUCAUCCUGGUGUGCUGCGCCAUGCUGAUGCUCAUCCGCAGCGACCUGCUGGCAGGAGACUUCACGGUGAACAUGAGGUUACUGCAGGAUUACCCCAUCUCAGACGUGCACACCAUCCUGACCAAAGCCAAGGAGCUGCAGGACACCUCCUAACCUGCUGGGGUUGUGCUGCUGGUGGAGGUUUAUGUGAAAGACGUUAAUGUGACCUGAAGAGGUUGGAUGGAGACUCCCACAGGUUUUUGGACGUGCAGAAACGUCUGGGCGGGGAGAUGAACCUCUGCAGUCGACUCUGAGACUGGACCAAGACUCCCUGAGCAGACGCCAUCAGGAAGACUUCUCUGUUCGUUAAGGGUUCAUUUGUAAGUGAAACGCGUCUGCCUUACCUGGACGUGGACACACGGAGGUCAGAGGGCGACCCCCGAUAGCAGUCACAUGUUUAUGUCUGAAGAACCUGACGUUCCUCACCAGGGCCAGCAAAGACAUCCGUUUGAUGCCCCAGCUCUGGCCGGUUCUGGUCUGAUCCAGAUCUGGAUUCCUCUGAUAGGAGGAAAAAACAGUUAAAGUGUGAUUCUGAAGGAGGAGAAAUCAUGAAACUGCCAUAUUCUGGAGUUAAUUUAGUUUUAAUUAACCGUUUAACACAGAGCUCCAACUUUUUAACCACUAACACGAUCAUUCUAGCAGAUUCUGAAGGAGAAAAGCCACUUUUCUCCUUCAGAAUCUGCAGGAAUGAUCGUGUUAACGGUUGAAAAGUUACAGUAUGUUUAAGAUUUUGUCUUUAAGAGUCACCGCCGGCGCCUCAGGUAUUAAAGGGUUGAGGAUUUGUUUCAGGAUUGAUCCAAUUUUCUCUAAUCUAACUUUCCCACAAUUGGAGAUUAAACAAAUGUAGAAUUUUUUAUUAACAAAUUAUAAAUUAGAACAUAAAAUGAAUAUUUUUUUUAACUAAAAUGUAAGGAACAGCUCCGAAGGCGAACGUGGAUUUCCUGAUUCCAACAUUGAAGCAUCUCAAUGAAGGCCAGUCCAAACACCUGAACCGGUUUCAGGAAUCAACCUUGAUGCAGAGGAAAGCAGGCAGACUUCUGAAAGUAUUUAUGCGCCCAAAGUUCUUAAAAAAAAAAACCCUGCUCCACUUUGUAUGGUGUUUGUAUUUCUGACAGCUUGGUGCGUGCGCAUGAGAUGUUCAGUGUCUCCGUCUUCUGUCAGUUAUUUGCAUGAUUUAAAUUUUGUAAGAUUUUGUAAAAAAAAAAAAAAAAAGUGGUGAAACUUCCAUGAAUGUUUUUAUAUGUUUGCUUAUGAUGUGCAUUAAAAUCAACGGUGGAGAAAAAAACGUUUUAAUCCUUCUGGAAAUAAACUAAGCAGAAGUGCAUGCUGACCCCUCUGCUUCCCUAGGGCA
Oryzias melastigma (Indian medaka) is the source of this 2788-nucleotide messenger RNA. RefSeq names its product TBC1 domain family, member 13 (gene tbc1d13). Gene Ontology annotation, molecular function: GTPase activator activity. The record is from RefSeq and is a predicted model, not a curated record. The transcript has 12 exons. Bases 349 to 1551 code for a protein of 400 amino acids. Gene Ontology annotation, biological process: activation of GTPase activity; intracellular protein transport. Lineage: Eukaryota; Metazoa; Chordata; Actinopteri; Beloniformes; Adrianichthyidae.